AUGCUCCAUGCGCCAGAGUUAAUAGGAGUUCCUCGGAACCAAAGUGCUGAUAUAGGGGCCAAUGUAACUUUCAACUGCACUGCCACAGGUCUUACUACGCCAAGCAUCUCAUGGAUCAAAAACAAUGAUUCGUUUGCCUUACAAUCCAACCCAAGGUUGACAUUCAUUAACGAUCCACUGGACGACAAAAGUACGCAAAGCCACUUGUUUAUUACAAGAGUAAAGGAAGAAGAUUUUGGCAAAUAUCAGUGUGAGGCAAAAAACAGCGGUGAUAAGAAUUUGUCUUUGCCGGCUUUUUUAACCCCGAAAGUUUCAGCUACAACUCAUACUUUCGUAUUCGUCAAGGAAGGAGCGCCAGAAAAUUCAGCAUCUCAGAUAACUAUAGUCGCUGUAUCAUGCACUUUGGUAGCUGCAGUUAUUUGCGUGGUCACUGGGUUUGUGUGGAAUCGGCGUAAAAAUUGUGAUAAGGAGGCACGAAAACGUACAACAAAAGUAUGCUUGGAAAAGGCCAAACAUUUGAUAAACACGAUACAUGACCUUGAAAACAAUUGUUCUCCCAAUACCCAAGCCAUUGAGACCCCCGAGGAAAGGCUCCUGUUACUGGGGUACGGAUUAGGGGACAGAAGUCCUCCAGACGGAAGCGAGCAGGAUGAUUCUACACAGGAUGUAACAGAAAAUGGUCGAGAGAGAUUAGAAUCGGGUGGGAAGAUUGCUGGUGGUGACAUUUUCACUGCUGAUAAAGGUGUUGACCUGAGUGUUGACGAACAGCGCGAUUGGAGAGAAAUAUCUCAAGAGACCGAAGAAAGAUGCGUAAACUUGGAAAAUCUUGAAGUCUGCGAUGAAAUACUCGGAGAGGGCGAAUUUGGGAUCGUCUACAAAGGGCGCUACGGUGGAAAAGACGGAAACAUGAUAGAUGUAGCUGUUAAGAAGCUAAAAGACCCUAGUGCCAUUGCCAAAGAAACCCUGCUUAAUGAAAUAAGGACCUUAAAGAAAACUGGGAAACAUCCUAAUAUUGUCACUUUGAUUGGCACACGGAUAGAGAGAGGAAACAUUCUUCUAGUCACUGAAUUGAUUCGUGGUGAAAGCCUGGAAAAUCUCUUGAAGGCUGAGAGGGCUCCUGCGGAAAGGAACAAUUAUCAAAACGUCCGGUGUAAGCUGAAUGACCGGCAGUUGGUUACAAUUGCACUUCAGAUCGCCGCAGGAAUGCAGCACUUAGAAGAAAGAAAGUUUGUUCAUCGCGAUCUAGCAGCCAGGAAUGUUUUAGUUGAUGCCAACCUGGUGGCUAAAGUUGGAGACUUUGGAUUAGCCAGGGACAUAUCCGCUGCUGGUAUAUACACAGUGACCUCCAGCAAGGGGGUUGCGUGGAGAUGGUCGUCGUUAGAAUCUCUGCGAGAUCUGCAUUUUACAUCCAUGAGUGAUGUGUGGUCAUUUGGUAUCGUUCUAUGGGAAAUCGCCACUCAUGGUGAGUUGCCAUACCCAUACCCUGACAUCACAUCUCCAAUUGCCCUAGUAAGUCGACUGGCUACGGGAUACAGGAUGCCUCGUCCCGAUCAAUGCUAUGGAGAAUUAUAUGAGCUAAUGAGCUCUUGUUGGAAAGAAAAUCCAUUGAUGAGACCAGCCUUUUCAGAGAUCGCUCAACAGCUGCAAAAUAUUUUGCGAGAAGUGAAGAGGACAUAUACAAAUAUCAACGAUGGAGAAGCCUGAUGACGCUCUUAUGCCGAAGCAAAAAACUCACUCGAUUUAAUUAUCAAUAUAAAAACAACCACGAUAUCUCAAAUAAGUGCAUAAAUGUACUGAGGCCCGAUGAUUAUGCUUAUGAAAUCUGUGUGACCCAGAUGCUGUCGCUGACUAGGCUCCAAAAUUUCGAAUUCAAGUAUUUGUCUCCCUGUUAGUGAAGGUUUCGCAAUUAGGUAAGGAAAAUUGCAGCAAAGAAUAGACGGUGCUACCUGUA
This is a messenger RNA of Pocillopora damicornis (cauliflower coral), 1951 nucleotides long. RefSeq names its product fibroblast growth factor receptor 4-like. Gene Ontology annotation, biological process: positive regulation of kinase activity; protein phosphorylation; multicellular organism development. Lineage: Eukaryota; Metazoa; Cnidaria; Anthozoa; Scleractinia; Pocilloporidae. The record is from RefSeq and is a predicted model, not a curated record. Gene Ontology annotation, molecular function: ATP binding; transmembrane receptor protein tyrosine kinase activity. Gene Ontology annotation, cellular component: signaling receptor complex; plasma membrane.